Aegilops tauschii subsp. strangulata is the source of this 1520-nucleotide messenger RNA. Its product is annotated as 3-ketoacyl-CoA synthase 5-like. Gene Ontology annotation, molecular function: acyltransferase activity, transferring groups other than amino-acyl groups. The record is from RefSeq and is a predicted model, not a curated record. Gene Ontology annotation, cellular component: membrane. Lineage: Eukaryota; Viridiplantae; Streptophyta; Magnoliopsida; Poales; Poaceae. Gene Ontology annotation, biological process: fatty acid biosynthetic process.
AUGGUCAUCUCACCACCCCAUGUCAACAAGCACCUCAAACGCUCGUUCGAGCUUGUCGUGAACAACUUCCUCGUCGUCAUCGCCGCACCACUGGCAGCCAUCGCCGUUCUCCGUGAAGCCGCACAGCUCGGACCCGAGGAGAUCCUCUCCCGGCUCCAUGGCUUCCGGCAAGUUCAUGUCUUCUUGGCCGUCUUUCUCCCGUUCGCCUUGGCCACCUUCUACCUCAUGAGUCGCCCUCGCAGCGUCUACCUCGUCGACUACUCUUGCUGCAGGCCUAAAUCUAAUUGCCGCGUCUCCAUAGGAUCCUUGGUGGAGAACGUUCGCUUCUUGCCAUACCUCGAUGAUGGCGGUUGCAACUUCAUGACGCGCAUGCUCAAGCGCUCGGGCCUCGGUGACCAGACCUACCUCCACCCUUCGUUGCACUAUAUCCCCCCGCGCUGCUGCUUAAGUGGAAGCCGCGACGAGGCGGAGCAGGUGAUCUUUGCAGCCGUCGACGAUCUGUUCGCCAAGACGGGCAUAAGUCCUGGUGCCAUCGACAUAAUCGUCACCAACUGCAGUGUCUUCUGCCCGACCCCGAGCUUGGCAGACAUGGUCGUGAGCAAGUAUAAACUCAGAGCGGACAUCCGUAGCGUGCACAUAUCUGGGAUGGGGUGCAGCGCGGGGGUGAUCUCCCUGGAGGUCGCGAGGAACCUCCUGCAGGCGGCGCCACGGGGCGCGCGCGCCCUGAUGGUGUCCACGGAGACCACCUCUCUCCUCAACUAUACCGGCAAGAACCGGGCGAUGCUGCUGCCAGCCGCCCUGUUCCGCAUGGGUGCGGCCGCGGUGCUGUUGUCAACGUCCAGGUCCGUGUCCCGCUUCCGGCUCACGCACAUCGAGCGAACGCUCACCGCCGCGCAAGACAGGGCUUACCUGUGCUUGUCCAUGAAAGAGGACGACGAGGGAGAAACAGGAGCAUACCUGUCCAAGGACCUUGUGGCAGUCGCCGGCGAAGCGCUCACGGCUAACAUCACGGCAAUAGGGCCCCUCGUCCUCCCGCCCUCGGAGAAGCUGCUGUUUGCGAUCUCGUUCAUUGCACGGAAGGUGCUGAGGAGAAAGAUCAAGCUAUAUGUCCCUAAUUUCCGCACGGCCUUCCAGCACUUCUGCAUCCAUUCUGGUGGCCGGGCAGUGAUCGACGCGGUGCAAACUAGCUUGUGCUUAUCAGAUGAAGACGUGGAGCCAUCACGAAUGACGCUUCACCGAUUCGGAAACACGUCCAGCAGUUCAUUGUGGUACGAGCUUUCAUACAUGGAGGCCAAGAGGCGGACGCGCAAGGGCGAUCGGGUAUGGAUGGUCGGGUUUGGUUCUGGUUUCAAGUGCAACAGCGCCGUUUGGCAGUGCAUCAGGUCUCCCGGCAACACAACUGUUGGUGCGCCAUGGGCUGAUUCUAUUCAUCUGUAUCCUCUGAACAUCUCGGAAGUAGGCUAAAAGGAUCAUGCACGUAUAAGUGCGACUCAAUUCGUACAAUACUAUUAUUGAUUUGU